Molecule: messenger RNA, 1965 nt
Organism: Bombus impatiens (common eastern bumble bee)
Lineage: Eukaryota; Metazoa; Arthropoda; Insecta; Hymenoptera; Apidae
Gene: Pyroxd1
Product: pyridine nucleotide-disulfide oxidoreductase domain-containing protein 1
Exons: 3
Coding region: 318-1751 (477 amino acids)
Molecular function (GO): oxidoreductase activity; flavin adenine dinucleotide binding
Source: RefSeq, a predicted model, not a curated record
AGAGGUGGUGUAAUUUCUACUGGUAGCCCAUGUCCGAUAUGUAGGGAUGAAUAUCUAAUUCUUGAUUACCGCAAUAUUGAUUUGUUAAAACAAUUUAUUUCUGAACAUAGUGGAGAAAUUUUAAGUUACAAUUAUACUGGUAUAUGUCAAAAGGCUUAUAAAGAUCUAUGUGUAGCAAUAACGAAAGCGAAAGAAUAUGGUUUACUUUCAUAUGAUGUUCCCUUUAGAUAUUAUGAUUACUCAGAAUGGAAAAAUUAAUGUAUUAAUCUUUAACUUGUAAUUAUAAGAAUUUGCAUUUAAAAAGUAAAACAUGCAAAAUGGAUAAAGAAGAAAUAAACUGUACGUUUGCAAUAGUAGGUGGAGGUAUAGCAGGAGUAUCCUGUGCUAAAAGUAUAGCCUUUCUUGUUCCAGAGGAAAAAAUCAUCCUAAUUACAGCAAGUCCCUUAAUAAAAGCAGUUACAAAUAUAGUUCCACUUAGUAAAACAUUAAUGCAGUUUGAUAUAGAAGAAAAGGACGCAGCAGUUUUGAUGGAAGCACAUGAUUCAUUAAAAAUUAUUAAUGAUUUUGUAAUACAAAUAGAUAGCUUAAAUAAACAAGUGCAAACUAGAAAUGGAAGAAUUAUAAACUAUAAAAUGUUAUGUCUUUGUAAUGGUGCUAGACCAAAACUGAUAGAAGAACAUAAUAAUUUUAUACUAGGGAUAAGAGAUACAGAAUCAGUUCUCCAAUUUUCUCAAAAAAUAAAAAAUUCAAGAAGAAUUGUAAUAGUUGGAAAUGGAGGUAUUGCUACUGAACUUGUGAAUGAAGUAGAUGGUGUUGAAAUGAUAUGGGUAAUUAAAGAUAAACAUAUUUCUGCAACAUUUGUUGAUCCUGGGGCUGCAGAAUUUUUUAUGGAUAAGGUAUACAAAACUGAUCCAUGUACAAAUACUAAUGCUAGUUCAUUAACUAAAAGAAUGAGGUACACUGUCUCUAAUACAUCAGUUGUAACAGGUGGACCAGCUCUAGGUCCAGAUUGGCAUAAUAAUUUUGAUGUAAAAGGUACUUUCCUUAAAUCUGCAAAAGUACAAAUAGAAUAUGAAUGUGAGAUCAUUAAAAUUCUUAGUAAAUCAGAACAAAAGGAAGUUGAUCCCAUGGAAGAAUGGUCCAUAUAUGUUGAAUUAACAAAUGGAAAAAUUAUUGGCUGUGACUUUGUUGUAUCAGCAACAGGUGUAAUACCAAAUUCUGAUAUAGUAGGUUUGGAGGAUAUAAAAAAAAGUGAAGAUGGGGGGCUGCUGGUAGAUUGGAAAUUGGAAACUUCAAAACAAGAUAUAUAUGCCGCUGGAGAUGUGUGUAGUGCAGGGUGGGAAUUAGCAAAACAUUGGUUUCAAAUGAGGCUGUGGACUCAAGCACAUCAAAUGGGACGGUAUGCGGCAAAAUCAAUGGUUUCUAAAUUAAAAAAUGAAGAAUUUUUGCAAGAUUUCUGUUUUGAACUUUUCACCCACGUAACUAAGUUUUUUGGUUACAAAGUGGUUUUACUUGGUUUGUAUAAUGGACAAAAGUUGGAUAACAAUUAUGAGAUAUUGUUACGAAUGACCCAGGGAACAGAAUACAUAAAACUUAUCCUAGAAAAUGGUAAAAUGCAAGGAGCGGUAUUAAUUGGAGACACUGAUUUAGAAGAAAUGUGCGAAAACUUAAUACUUAAUCAAUUGGAUUUAAGUAUUUAUGGAGAAGAUUUACUAAAUCCUGAUAUUGAUAUUGAAGAUUAUUUUGAUUAACCGUAUCUAGGAAUUCAACUUAACAAUAGAUCUAUAUGAUCGCGAGGAAAGCCCGUGAAGAACAUGCACUCGUGAGAGGUAGAUAGGAGAAGGGAACAAAAACAAAGUAAAAUAGUUUCCUCCAACAUAAUUCAUAAGCGUCAAGCUGAAAAACGAGCACAGAAGGGAAAAAGAGGAACAAAAGUGAAAAACAGAAACAAGACCAACAACCGCA